UAAAAAUGUGACAAAAUGGACAUUUGAUAAAUAUAACUCUAACUAGGAUGGCCGACUCAAUUUUUUAGUGCACUCUCUUGCCACAAAGAGCUUUUGAUGAGAGAGCAUAUUCACUUUUUCAAACACCAUACUUUAAUAAGUGGUUUUCAUCUUUGGUGGCUCUUGAUGUAAUGUUUUCUGAAGUACAAUAGAAGGAGGUACGAAAACACUCACUAACACGUAUUAGAUGCAAGUUUAGAUAUGCCCACUUUCGUAAUACAGCUCUUUAGUUGGUUGCAAUUAGUGUUUUGAAAUAGUAUAUAGUUGGAGGGCCAAGCCACUGACCUUGGCCAACGCUCCAGAGAAGAAAGAAAAUCCUUUUUCUUUCAUAUAUAAAUAAAAGUAGGCCUACACGUUUCAGCAAAGUUGGGGAGGAUUUCAACCAACUUAAUAUAGUUUAGUCAAAAGGAAGUUGUCAUUGCCUUCUUUGUCCAUUAGCUUCCUAUUGAUUCUUCUUUUUUUUUUUUUUUUUUGUCUCCUUUACUUGCUUAGUUCCUUCGGUGAGAACCUUUUUCUUUUUUCAAUAUUGAUGUUUGUUUGGAUCAGCUUUAUUUCGACUUAUCUUGUGAAACAACUGCUCUUUACAAUAUUUUGGUGUUAAGAAAAUCCAUAGUAUAUUAAAUCCCAGACAAGUGGUCAAGGGAGUGAACCCAUUAUCUUUAAGUUGUUUACCGAAAACUAUGAUCUAUUAGACAUGGUUAGUUCCUAUGUAAAGACUUCACUUUUAUUAUUUACUUUGGAACUACUUUUGUAAAUCAAACCAAAUGAAUUAUGUUCCAUGAGCUGAAAUCUCAUAUAUGCAUAGUAAGAGCAGUCAGAACAGCAGGUUGAACUUUUUGCUUGUACCUGUUUGAUGAAAUGCCAAAGAUGGUGAAGCCUUGGUUGAUUUAGAUCUAUUUCAGAGUGAAUCGACAGUAUUGAUUUUAUAUGAACAUUCGAGGAAAUUGACUUAGAAAAGGAAGAAAAUGAGUAGACUAUAAUGUACUUUGAGCUCAAACACACACACCAUACAGAAAACAUGUUUUGAUAGUGAUGAAUGGUCAAUGAGCUGAAUGACAUGUUUUCUUUUAAGGGUAAAUUUUUUUUUUCUUUCUAAUUUGAUGUUUGAGGUGGGACAAUAUAAUGUAAUAGAGAACGUGAAUUUCAAAGUUGAAAGGAAAAUAGUUGAAAGUUUUGUUUAUUGCCUCAAGGAAAAUCAUGAGGCCAACGACGACAACAACUUUGUUUCUUCCUCUGCGAAAUGAGUGUGAACAGAUGGAAGAAAGAGAGUUGUUUGUUAAAAUAUGCUCAAUCAAUUGUCCCCUCAUUCAAGAAAGUUGUUACUAGAAGAUGUUAGAAAGGAGAGCUGAAAGUUCCUUUAGAGGAACGUUUUUAAAAGCCAGCAGCUUGGUGAAAGCAUCAAGCAGAAGUGUGGUGGGGAAAGCAAAGAAUGAGUAUCUUUCUGUUUUACAUUACAGAAUGAGUCAAGGAGGUGAAGGUAGAGGAGAACAUACCAGACAAGGAAACUCUGAGUUUGUUUCUUGGGAAAUUCCAAAUGCUGAUUAUGCAAAUGAAAAGAAGAAGUCCUUACGAGUGCGCUACGUAUAUAGCAUUAUCUUCCUGGUAACAAAUCUCAUUGCUUGGUUUCUUCGAGAUUAUGGGCAAAGGAUUGUUCCUCAGCUACAUUAUCUUAAAUCAUGUGGAGCAGGAGGAGAGGAAUGUUUUCACGCACUCGGAGUUCUUCGUGUGAGCUUAGGAUGUUUUAUAUUUUUCUUUCUGAUGUUUCUCUCUACAUCCAGAACAAGAAAAUUGCAUGAACCUCGCAAUUUGUGGCAUUCUAGUUGGUGGAGCUUGAAGUUUAUUGUGUUUAUUGUUUCUAUGCUGGCUCCAUUUUUCUUCCCUCCCGCGCUUAUCCAAUUAUAUGGUGAGUUUGCACGUGCUGGUGCAGGGAUAUUUCUCAUUCUCCAACUGAUUAGUGUUAUCCAGUUUAUCUCAUGGUGGAACAAGUACUGGAUGCCUGAUGAGAAGAUGAAGCAGAGCUGCUCUCUCGGAUUAUUCACGUCGACAAUUUUUUAUAUAGCUUCCUUCUGUGGAAUUGGCUUAAUGUACUCCUUAUACGUUCCAAAAGUGAGAUGUGUUCUCAAUAUAUUCUUCAUCUCUUGGACUUUGAUUUUGCUCAUUGUGAUGAUGGCUGUAUCUUUACAUUCAAAGGUUAAUAGAGGUCUGUUGUCAUCCGGUAUCAUGGCUUCGUACGUUGUCUUCCUCUGCUGGUCUGCCAUUAGAAGUGAACCUGCAACCGAAAAGUGCAGCGCACGGAAGGAAGAGAGUGGGAAUAAUGACUGGAUUACAAUACUUAGUUUCUUAAUUGCAAUAUGUGCUGUUGUCAUGGCAACCUUCUCAACUGGUAUUGAUUCACAAUCAUUUCAGUUUCGAAAAGAUGAAGUGAAAGAGGAAGAUGAUAUUCCUUACAAGUAUGGUUUUUUCCAUCUCACAUUCUCUCUUGGGGCCAUGUACUUUGCUAUGCUCUUCAUCAGUUGGAACCUCAACAACUCAGCCACAAAGUGGAGUAUGGAUGUUGGAUGGACAAGUACUUGGGUUAAAAUCAUUAAUGAGUGGUUUGCAGCCACAAUAUACUUGUGGACGUUAAUGUCUCCAGUGGUGAGAAAGGCAAAGGUCAGAGAUCAUGAGGAAGGAGCUGUAGUGCAAGAGGCAAAUGAUUCAGCAAUUCCUUGACAUUGAACUUUUGGAAUAUUUUCUUUUCUUUAUGCUUUUUGUACUCUUAUUAUUUUUGUCCAUCCAUUUUUUAUUUUGAUUAUAUUGCUGUUGUUGUCAUUCUUUUAAAAUGAUAAAUGAAAAGUGUCACAAGAUUCAACA
Cucumis melo (muskmelon) is the source of this 2892-nucleotide messenger RNA. RefSeq lists its product as uncharacterized. The record is from RefSeq and is a predicted model, not a curated record. Bases 1369 to 2751 code for a protein of 460 amino acids. The transcript has 15 exons. Gene Ontology annotation, cellular component: membrane. NCBI's taxonomy places the organism in Eukaryota, Viridiplantae, Streptophyta, Magnoliopsida, Cucurbitales, Cucurbitaceae.